UUGUGGGAAUCCAGAUACCUUGGAUCUCAUUCACCUUAUUCACUUAUUGAUACUCUUGUUUAUUUGAAUACCAAAAAUUUCUUGUUAACAACUGUUGAUGCUCAUCUUGGAUUAUCAUUCUCAAAUGUCAUGAAGCAAUGGAAAAAAAAUGCUGUGUCCACUGAUGGAAAGCCUGCUAGAACUGUCUAUCUAAAAUAUAAUCCAAUCACUGUUGAAAAAAAGAGCAAAAUUGAUCCUAAUUUACCAUAUGAACAGUUAGAAAAUAUUGAAAACCCCUUGAGAUGUCCUGUUAAAUUGUAUGAAUUCUAUCUUUCAAAAUGCCCAGAAUCAAUAAAGCAUAGAAACGACUUGUUUUAUUUGUUGCCUGAACCCUCUUGUGUUCCGGAAAGUCCAGUCUGGUUUUCAACGACUUCAAUUGAUCCUAAUGAUUUAGCCAUUAUGAUAAAUCGGGUCAAGAUUGUUCGUGAGGUUCAAGAAAGUUUAAUGAUGUUGAAUUCA
Messenger RNA from Helobdella robusta, 498 nucleotides. RefSeq lists its product as hypothetical. The transcript is spliced from 4 exons. The record is from RefSeq and is a predicted model, not a curated record. The annotation marks the transcript as partial. NCBI's taxonomy places the organism in Eukaryota, Metazoa, Annelida, Clitellata, Rhynchobdellida, Glossiphoniidae.